ACACAAGUAAUGUCCCCUUCUUAUCCUUAACAUAACAUCAUAUAAACCAAUUCUUCAUUUGAAAGAAAAAAAGAAGAAAGAAAAAAACCAAACACUAUGGCACUUCUGUGCUUCAAUUCCUUCACACUCACCCCUCUUACAUCUUCUUCCUCCAUUUUCCCUCAUCCCACAGCAAGCCCUAUUUCUAGAGUACAAAUUGGUGUGCCCACCAACUGUUUGAAGGGAGUUCGAAUCUCUACACCCAUUGUUGUGAAUCCGAGAAAAAAUGCAAUUUUUAUUGCAUCGGCUGCUGCUGCUGAUGAUGAUGAUGCUAGUGUUGCAGAUGCAGUAGAAGGAAGUGAGAGCAAAAAAGAGAGUGGUGUUGUUUCUGUAGAUAAGCUUCCAUUAGAAUCAAAAUUGAAGGAGAGGGAAGAGCAGAAGGCGAGGAUGAAGCUUGCCAAGAAGAAAAGGUUGAGGAGAAAGAGGCUUGUUCAAAAGAGGAGGUUGAGGAAGAAGGGUAAUUGGCCACCUUCCAAGAUGAAAAAAUUGAAAAAUGUUUAAUAUAUGUUUGCAGGUUUAAUCCUAAUUUGUUAUUGUUCUGGUUAUGCCCUUGUUGUCAUUGUUUUUUUUUCUGGUGUAUUUUGACAAUUUUGUUCAUUUUCAAUCAAGAAUUUUAGUUUAUGUAUUGUAAGAUUCCUUCUGUUUGGAUAAUGUUGAAAUAGGGGGUUUGAUUUGAAA
Molecule: messenger RNA, 717 nt
Organism: Vicia villosa (hairy vetch)
Lineage: Eukaryota; Viridiplantae; Streptophyta; Magnoliopsida; Fabales; Fabaceae
Product: large ribosomal subunit protein cL37-like
Exons: 2
Coding region: 97-540 (147 amino acids)
Source: RefSeq, a predicted model, not a curated record